CCCCCACCCCCCGGCCCCGCCCCCAGGAGCUGGCCGCGUGCCAGGAGGCGAGUCAGGAGCACGAGCUGCUGAUGGGAGCCCUGACAGCGAUGCAGGAGAAGACUCAGCACCUGGAGAACAGCCUGAGCGCCGAGACCCGCAUCAAGCUGGACCUCUUCUCCGCCCUGGGCGACGCCAAGCGGCAGCUCGAGAUCGCACACGGGCAGCUCCAGCUGAAGGAGGCGGAGAUUGCGGAGCUGAAGCAGCGUGUGGCCGAGGCUCUGGCUGUCAUGCCGAGCUCCCUCUACCCCCCCGCGCCCUCCCACUCCUCCUCGGCCCCCCACUCCUCCUCGGCCCCCCACUCCUCCUCGGCCCCCCACUCCGGGCCGGCGGCCGGGGCCGGCGGCGGGGUCGGCGGGGGGGCCGGCGGGGGGGUGGGCGGGGGGGUCGGCGGGGGGGCCGGCGGGGGGGCCGGCAUGGUGGUCGUGGCUCCCCACUACUCGGCAAACUUCAUGGAGAAGGCGCCGGGGGGAGGCGGCUCCGUCGUGGUGGGGGGUAGCGGCGGCGGUG
Petromyzon marinus (sea lamprey) is the source of this 549-nucleotide messenger RNA. NCBI's taxonomy places the organism in Eukaryota, Metazoa, Chordata, Hyperoartia, Petromyzontiformes, Petromyzontidae. The record is from RefSeq and is a predicted model, not a curated record.